UUAGAGUUUUAUGAAAAAUUCUAAGCUGAAUUAUCUCCAUAUUAUCUCCCGCUGAAGAGGGAAUGCACACUAGUUAGUGACUAUCAUCAUCAUCAUCAUCAUCCGUGUGAUUAUUUUUAUUAAUCUUCUUACCAUAGUUUUAAGAUCUUGUUUAUCAUCGACUGCAUGUUUAAUUCUCUGCGAAACUCAAAUGAUGCUCAAGCGUAGCAUCGAACUGAUAAACUGCUUCCAUCUCGAUAACUGAAAUUGUAAAAGAUGACAGAAGUGGAGGUCGCACCAAUUCCCAGCACAUCAUGGCCCAAAGAGUUUCCAGAAUUGAAGGAGUUGGAUGACUUACUAAAAUGUUCAAUAUGCUACGAAUACAUGCAGACAACUUUAAUCUCCGCUUGCUCACACAGUUUUUGCUCAAUUUGUAUCCGACGCUACUUGCAAUAUCAAAACCAAUGUCCGACGUGUUUCUCUCAGUUGUUUGACAAUCAACUUCGAAACAACAGGACUCUUGAUGCAGUUGUUCAAGUAUAUACCAAGGUCAAAGAUAAACUGUGCCAUCACCUUCGCAUAUCCGCAGUUGUCAUUCCUUCAACAUCCAGCACCAGCAAAGACAACGCCGUUAGCUCUCCAAGCACAAGUUCAAGAAGAGAAGAGCCUACAAAAAUCUUAGUUAAAGCAGACGUAAGUCAGUCUAAGGAUGCCCAUUCGACCAGGCCAAAAAAACGCGUAGAGCCUGAAAAAUCGAUCAAGACUCCAAAACGAACUGUAAACAAAAACUUAGAUGAAAUAGAAAUUAUUGAGCCAGAUGUCAGAGAAAGUCCUCGUCAAGUCUCAAAUGUACCGUCCACUCCUGUUUGCCUAGCAUCACCAUCAGUUUCAAAAAUUCGGGUCCCUGACAUGUUUACGACUAGUCCUAAAUCUUAUGGCCCAUCCAGCUCUCAUGAAACCCAAGCCACCGUGCCAUGUCCAGUUUGUAGUGUUGAUAUUCCGGAAGCAAACAUAAACUUACAUUUAGACAAGUGUCUGCUGAGAGCCAGUGGACAGCAGCCAGCCCCUCCAAAAAUCGAGAAUAAAAUGAAAAGGUUACCAAAACUAGUCUACACUCUUUUAUCUGAUAAGGACCUUAAGAAAAAAGCAAAGGAAUAUGGACUGAAUGUUUUAGGCGAUCGAAAAACUUUAAUCUCGCGUUUGAAGCGCUACACAGUAGCCUAUAAUUCAGAAUGCGACAAAGCUGUUCCCAAAUCUCUAAUCGAAAUCCUCCAUGAUGUUGAAAAGGAAGAAAAACUAGAGCAGAGAGCCAACGCGCAAAUUGAAAAACCAACAGCUCUGUUCAACACCAUCACUCGCAGCACUGAUCCAAAGGUGAUUAACGAAGUUAAUGAAAAAUAUAUCAAAGAAAACGAGAGUACAUUCAAAGCACUGAUACAGAAGAUGAAGGACCGUGAGGGAACAAAUAUUAGGCCAACAGGUCAUGUUAACCGAAUUUUUGAUGAUGUAGAUGUGGAUAUGUUUGAGUCGGGCGAUGAUUGUGUUGAGGUUGAUGCUGAACCAAGAGACAUGAACAAAACCGUCAAUGAGCCUCAGGAUAUGAACCGUACUAGAGUGGAAUCUAAUCAUACUCCUAAAAGAAGUUCCUCCAGCAGGUUACCCAAUCAAUUAUUCAACGGAGAAAAAGCUUCCUCUCCGAGUUCACCAAUUGUUGCCUUAAAGCGGCUGCCAGAUCAUAAACUUCCAGGGUCCAGUCUUAGCACCUUGAAUCAAAAUUUUAUAAGCAAUGAUGAAGUGGAUGAACCAGAAGAUGAGCCUGACAAUACUCUCAAUCAAAGUAAUCAAAGUUUUAGUCUACUGGAUGAAUCCCAGCUUGACUUUCCGAUCGAUUCUGAGCCAAAUCUAAAGACUUCAAAUAAUGAACUUUUGCUAAGGACACCAGGAGGUUCAGAAGAAGAUGACUCAGCAAGCAGUGUAGAACUAUUUGUAUCCUCUUCAAGUCGUCAGCGAAAAAGGAAAGAAAUGGCAUCUUCCCCCGCCCCAAGCAAUAACAUUGUCACUAGAAAAUUGCGUAAACGAGUCGAUCGGUAACGCUAGUUCCUUAGCUCCUCAAGGUAAGUGGAAUGUAGGUAUGCUCUUGCUUACCCUUUUGUCCAAAAUGUAGCUUUUUGUUUCUGUUGUGUAAGCCAUGGCAUUAGAUUUAAAUUUCAACAACAUUGUUGCUUGGCUAAAAACGAAUAUAACCAUUAGUGAAAAUGAACCUAUUCAGUGCACGUUAAUCCAUUAAGAAUGGAAAUUCAAUUGCUUUUAGGGAGGUGACUGUUUGUUUAUUUUUAUCAACAGCAGACGGUCAUAUUUGUUUUUGGCCAAGAUUGCUGAGUUGUUAAAAUUCAAAGAUUGCGUCUCAUCUCCUGUGGCAGGAACAAUAAGCUGCAUUUCUGCAAAAAGGGUCACAAGAGUAAGAGCACUACUACAUUUUGCUUCCCUUGUAAACUCCUAACACCUGAUAGGUAUCCUCCCGGUACUUUUCAGGUACCGACAACUUGAUGGAGUCCAUAAUAAUUGACCUCAGAUUUGGCGUUUUUUAUUCAGUGUGAACUUUAAAAAUUCCUGAGGCAAAUUUUAUUUUUUUAUCUUGAAAGUCUGAAAGAAAAUUUAAUUUAGAACAGUCUUGUUGACUGUGAGAGGUUGCAUAAAAAAACUGGGCAGACCUGUACAGUGUUACUAGACUAAUUUUCAGCAUGGAUUUCUGCUUUCGACAAUUGAUUUGUUGCAUUUAAAUAUUUUAAAAUAAUUUUACAAUUGUUUUCCUUUUUUUUUUUUUUACUAUAAAAUACUCAGAAUUGAAUGUUUUUCAAAUAGGACUUGACAUCACAAUAUUCUUAAAAUUUUUACGGAAAAUUAUUGAAUUAGGGUCAGAUUGCUCAGCCUUUUUUUCUCAAUUUCAUAAAAUUUUGCAAGUACACAUUUUGGCUCAUUUCCUCGUGGGAAUCAUUGACUGUUGGUAAAAUAUGGAGGAAAAGAAAGUCAAAAGGUGAAUCAAUGUUUUAUUAUAGAAUUUGUAAGUCAGAAAAAAUUACUGAAAUUCAAUUAGCACAUAAUGAGAAAUUAUCACUCAAAAUCUGAUCAGCUGCGUCGGUCAUCACUCCUCAUGAAAUAAUUUUAGCGGAAAAACCUUCACUGCACCUUUUACUUCUUUCAGUGAUUAGUUUUUAACAACAGCAGAUAUUACCUGUUUGAUAUUUGAAAAAAGACUUUACUGUAUACCUUUUACUGUUACAACUUAACCUAAACGUAUAACUGUAGUUCAAUUUUCAACCAUAAGCUGUCGGUCCAAAAGUAUCCCAGGCAUUUGUUGAGAGGUAAGGAAACUUUUCUCUUUUGACGCAAAGUCUAACAUUAUCAGACAGUUUUACCUAAAAUUUGAAUCACCGACAGUACUUGCAAAAAUGCACUUUUAAAUCAUUUAACUAAUUUCCUGCUCUUAAGUUGUAGCUUCUUCAAUGACUCAAUAAUAGUAUAUAUCAUGUGUGAGCCGAUAGAUUUUUUAAAUUUGACUACCCACACAAGAAAAUCGGUACAUCACGUGUCUGCCGUACAAAUAUAUGAAUUAUUGUUUUUUUAAAUUAUUUUUUGAGUUUAUUGUCCAUUUUACUGUUUAAGAUUUAUUUGUUUAGGUAUAAUGAUUGUGUCUCAUUUCAAUUUUGUCAACCAAAA
Bemisia tabaci is the source of this 3696-nucleotide messenger RNA. Its product is annotated as E3 ubiquitin-protein ligase RAD18. The record is from RefSeq and is a predicted model, not a curated record. Gene Ontology annotation, molecular function: single-stranded DNA binding; ubiquitin protein ligase activity. NCBI's taxonomy places the organism in Eukaryota, Metazoa, Arthropoda, Insecta, Hemiptera, Aleyrodidae. Gene Ontology annotation, biological process: protein monoubiquitination; DNA damage tolerance. Gene Ontology annotation, cellular component: Rad6-Rad18 complex; nucleus.